AUGAUUAAAACGCCAAGUUCUUCGGAUAACUUUACCAUAAAAGAAUGCGAUAGAAUCUCGGCUGUCCGUGGUUUACUUAAACUAAUGAAAAUCAUGGGCAUGUGGCAAUGGAAGUGGGAAUACGCAAAUGAAAAGGUUUUUCAAUAUUAUCAAAGAUUGCAAUACAUACAAAGAUUCUGUAUACAUAUGCCCAUCACCUUUACAUAUAUUGCACUGAUGUGGCUUGAGGUCUUUCUAUCACCAGAUUUAGAUCAGGCCGGCGAUGUUCUCUACAUGUCAUUUACCGAGGCUGCUUUAGUAGUGAAAAUUCUCAAUAAUUGGCAUUAUUCAAUUAGGGCAAUGAAUUUUAUCAAUGAAUUGGCUUACGGAGAACAUUUUCAACUAAUUAGCCAAGAAGAAGUUGUGCUGUGGCAACGCAAACAGAAAAUGUUUCGUAAUAUAAUAAUAAUGUUUCUAACCUCUAGUGUGUUUACGGUUACGGCUGCCUCAGUUGGGGUGCUGUAUGGAGAUGCCUAUCAGUUGCCAUUUGCUUAUUGGGUUCCCUUUGAAUGGCACACGAAUAAAAGGAAUUAUUGGAUUGCAUAUGUUUAUAAUGUUUUUGGAAUUGGUGUAACUGCGAUAACAAACGUUUGUAUGGAUAUGAUUGGUAGUUAUUUUCUAUUUCAUACAUCUGUUUUAUAUCAAAUAUUGGGUUUACGUUUGUUGCAUCUCAAGGCUGCUGCAGAGAAAGAUGUGGUUAAGGAGUUGAGGAAAAUUUUUAAAUUUCACAAAAAUGUUAAAAGAAUGGCCCGAGAAUGUGAGACAUUGGUAUCAUCAUAUGCUCUGUCACAAAUUGUUUUAAGUGCAUUUAUUUUAUGUUUCUGCGGUUAUCGUAUACAAAAGAUGAACAUUUUGGAAAAUCUUAGCCAAUUCUAUUCGAUGUUACAAUUUUUGCUCGUUAUGAUUUUAGAAAUUUAUUUACCCUGCUACUUUGCCAACGAAAUAACUUGGAAUUCCUCACUAUUGUGUACUCAAAUUUACAGUUCGGAAUGGUUAAAGUUUUCCAUACCCACUCGUAAACUUAUUUAUUUAUAUAUGGAAUUUGUGAAACACCCGGAAAAAAUAAAAGCUGGUAAUUACUUUGAUGUUGGUCUACCAAUAUUUACCAAGGUGAUGAAUAACGCUUAUUCGUUUUUUGCUCUCAUAAUGAAUGUGGAAAAAUAAAAAAAAUUAAAAUUAACAUUUAUGGAAUUUAUUUUUGAACUUGAAAAAUUAUAAAAUUCAUGAUAAGUUUC
This is a messenger RNA of Lucilia cuprina (Australian sheep blowfly), 1274 nucleotides long. It is a transcript of the gene Or94a, whose product is annotated as odorant receptor 94a. Gene Ontology annotation, cellular component: plasma membrane. The transcript is spliced from 4 exons. Gene Ontology annotation, molecular function: olfactory receptor activity; odorant binding. Bases 1 to 1203 code for a protein of 400 amino acids. Gene Ontology annotation, biological process: sensory perception of smell; detection of chemical stimulus involved in sensory perception of smell. The record is from RefSeq and is a predicted model, not a curated record. NCBI's taxonomy places the organism in Eukaryota, Metazoa, Arthropoda, Insecta, Diptera, Calliphoridae.